This is a messenger RNA of Coregonus clupeaformis (lake whitefish), 1875 nucleotides long. Its product is annotated as otogelin-like. Bases 77 to 1126 code for a protein of 349 amino acids. NCBI's taxonomy places the organism in Eukaryota, Metazoa, Chordata, Actinopteri, Salmoniformes, Salmonidae. Gene Ontology annotation, cellular component: extracellular matrix. The transcript has 11 exons. The record is from RefSeq and is a predicted model, not a curated record.
UAUCCCUGCCUGCAGAGAGGACCAGACCCUCAUCGCAACCAGGGCUGAUGGCAGCUGCUGCCUGGCACACAUCUGUAUGUGUGGUGCCUGUUGGGAGGUGGUUCCAAAUUGCCAGGAUGGAGAGGUGUUGACGGUGGACGCCAACAGUACAGACCGCUGCUGUCCUGUCUACCACUGUGUGUGUGAGCCGUACCGGUGUGCUGAGUUCUCAUGUCCCUUGGGGAUGUCCACUGUCACAGUGUCCACUCCAGACCGCUGCUGUCCCCUACAGACCUGCGAGUGUGCGUGUGAGAAACUGUCACGGCCGAAAUGUGCUCUGGGAGAGGCCAUGCAGGUGGACAAGGCCUUCCUAGCAGAUCCAACUAACCAGUGUUCCUGUAAGAGAUUUAACUGUGUGCGUGAGGCGGUGUGUGUGUACGGCGAGCGGGGUGUUAUGCGUCCGGGACAGACCCUCGUGGAUCACAGUGAGGAUGGGGUGUGUCUCACCACCCAGUGUACCCACAGCCUGGAUCCCACCUCAGGCUUCCAUCACCUCCGCGCCACCACCACCAACUGCUCUGCUCAGUGUCAGCCGAACCAGAUAUACAUCCCUCCCAAAGACCAGACGAUGUGCUGUGGUGUCUGUAAAAACAUCUCCUGUCUCUACCGCAAUGACAAUGGCACUGCACUCCUCUACAAGCCUGGGAAGUCGUGGGUGUCAGACUGUAUGAAGUAUGACUGUACCGAGACACUGUCAGGCCCCACCCUGGUGUCCUACUCCUUCAGCUGCCCACCCUUCAACCAGACAGAGUGUAUGAAGAUUGGUGGGACCAUUAUAAGUUACAUGGAUGGAUGCUGCAAGACAUGUAAAGAAGAUGGGAAGUCCUGUCAGAAGGUGACUGUAAGGAUGACGAUACGGAAGAAUGACUGUCGCAGUAACAGACCGGUCAACAUAGUGUCAUGUGACGGGAAGUGUCCCUCGGCCAGUAUUUACAACUACAACAUCAACACGUACGCCAGGUUCUGUAAGUGCUGCCGUGAGAUGGGGCUGCAGAGGCGCUCUGUUCAGCUCUACUGCAGUGGGAACUCCACCUGGGUCAGCUACUCUAUACAGGAACCCACCGACUGCUCCUGCCAGUGGUCUUAGUGAGCCACACACAGAGACACACACACAUACAUGCACAGGUACACGCACGUGAUCGUAUGCACACAAUGAACGUAUUCACGCAGGUGCACACACACACACACACACACGUUACGUAUACACACAGGCACACGUGUGGUGUGCACGCACAUGCACACACACACUGCAGAGACACUACUAUUGUACGUCAAGAGGGACAAGAGAAGGCUUGGGUGUAGCAGAGCGUGGGUUUGGGGCUUUGGGCAGUUGAAGGUGGGUAGGGAUGUGUAUGAACACGGCCCAUGACGGCAUCUUUACAGGCUGAGAGGAGGCGGAAGCUAUGAACCGGCUGUCAAAACUGGCUAAUUAAAAGGCGCCGUUACACUUCCAUGUUGAUAAUGUUCUUGUUCACGUUUCUCACUCAGUCACCCGUUGUUUUUAAAAUUCUGCUUUUCUAUCUCUGAAAGUCAGUCUAGAUGUCAGGUGACUUUGUGGAUCCAGAGCUGUAGCGCCAGUGUAGGUUGGGAAAUGUCAAUUCAAAGUGGCUUGUCUGUGUGUAUUUUCACAGUUUGUUACUCUUCCUUAUACCUCAUUGGUAGCUCUUUCAGAGGUGUCCCCAAAAAAUCCACAACAAUUUGAAACAUUAUUUGAGUGUGUAUUCUUUGGCACUAAGAAUACACAGCUUUAGUACUGUAGCUGAAUUCCAAGUGUAUUGUACUACAUGUACAGGACCAGUAAAAUACUACAUAUACAGUACCAGUAAAAUACUACAU